AUAAAUAAUUCCAAAAAAAAAAUAUUAAAAAAAACCGGAUGCAGUUCAAUUUUUGAACAGCUCCAAAAAAAAAAAAAAACACGCUCGCUCUCUUUAAAAUCAUUCAACAUUCUCGUCAUCGAUCGAUCAUCAACAACACCAAUUAAUACAAUCACAACACCAACAACAACAACAACCAGUCUCCUUGUGCUAGUCGCUAUCAGCAUUUUCUUAUAACAUCCAAACAAGCAAAAGCAAUUAACAACAUGAAUACGCAAUCCAAAGGAUAUCGCACUGGCGAAGAAAUCUACGAUAAUUUGCAGUGCUUCGACAUGACUGCCAUACGGAACUUGAACAUACCUACAACUUUUCCGACCAUUGGAACCUUUACGCUGGACUCCACCACGUUGGGUCUGCAGCCGCAGUCGCAUGGACCGCCAGCUGCGGCCGUGCAAUUGGCCAUGGCUCAGCCGCCGCAGCAGCAAAGCAUGCAUCAUCAUCAGCAGCAGCAGCAGCAACAACAUAUGCAACAACAGCAGCAACAUCAUCAGCAGCAGCAGCAACAUCAUCAGCAUCAGCAUCAACAGCAGCAGCAUCAACAGCAGCAGCAACAACAACAGCAGCAGCAGCAGCAGCAACAUCCCAGCAUUGGCAUGUUUGAUGCAAAUGAGGUCAACGAUAUCAUCCAAACUCCGCCACAAAUUGGCGUCUUUCAGUCAAACAGCGUGCUGAACAACGGCGCCGGCAGCUCAUCGUCCAUUUUCGGCUCGCAGUCGAGCAACUCAUCGGCCACAGCAUCCGGUGCCAACGAUCCAAAUCAGACCACGCGCGAAACUGGCAUCAUUGAGAAGCUACUGCAUUCGUAUGGCUUUAUUCAGUGCUGCGAGCGGCAGGCGCGUCUUUUCUUUCAUUUCUCGCAGUUCAGCGGCAAUAUUGAUCAUCUGAAAAUUGGGGAUCCCGUCGAGUUUGAGAUGACCUAUGACCGGCGCACCGGCAAACCAAUUGCUAGUCAAGUCUCGAAAAUAGCACCCGAGGUUGUGCUCUCCGAGGAGCGGGUCACCGGCACUGUCACCACCGAGCUGCGCACGGAUAGUGCCAACAAUGUGCUCAGCUCCAGUGAGACAACCGGUCGCAUUAGCUAUGAGAAUCGCGGCGAAUGCUUCUUUUUACCCUAUACCAAAGACGAUGUCGAGGGCAAUGUCAAUUUGCGUGCUGGCGACAAGGUCAGCUUUCAGAUCGCUACGAACCAAAGAGGCAACCUGGGCGCCUGCCAUAUACGCCUGGAGAAUCCGGCCCAGCCUGUUAAGUAUCGCGGCGUUGUCUGCUCGAUGAAGGAAUCUUUUGGUUUUAUUGAACGCGCCGAUGUGGUUAAAGAGAUUUUCUUUCAUUUCUCCGAGGCCGAGGGCAAUGUCGAGCUGCGACCCGGCGACGAUGUUGAGUUUACCAUACAAACGCGGAGUUCCGCCUCUGUGCCUCCGCAGGGCCGGGAGUUUGCCUGCAACAUAACGCGUUUACCACCCGGAUCGGUCAUCUUCGAGGAUGUCGAUAGCACCAUUUACAAGGGCCAAGUGCUCAAAUCGCUUGAUCGCAACAAUGCGGUGCGUCAGAACAAUGAUCCGUUGCCGGGACGCAUACGUUAUCGGGCACCCGACUACUCCGAGGUGGAGGUGCCUUUUGGCGACAAAGACCAGAAGGGUGAUUUUACUUUACGGCACGGCGAUUGGGUGCAAUUCCUAUUGGCCACCGAUCGGCGGGAUCAGCUGCAGCGUGCCACCUCCAUAGCGCUGCUGGACGAGACAUUCAAGGUGUCCGGCGAGAAGCGUGAGCAGGGCACAAUUGCCUCACUGAAGGAGGGCUUUGGAUUCUUGCGCUGCGUGGAGCGUCAAGUGCGUUUGUUUUUCCACUUUACAGAGGUUCUCGAUACGAGCCGUGAAAUCGAUGUCAAUGAUGAGGUGGAGUUUACUGUCAUUCAGGAGCCCGGCUUGGCCUAUAACAACUCGCGUCUGCAGGCCAUACGCAUUAAACAUUUGCCGCCCAAUACUGUGCAAUUUGAAACUCUAAUGGCCAACAACAUUGAGGGCACCGUGACACGCGAGGCGCCCAAGAGUCCCAUUAAAUCUCAGGAUCGCUUCGAGGGUGGCGUCAUCACCUACGAGCAUGGCGAUGUUAAAAAGACUAUUAUGUAUUUUCUUAAAGACUGCGAAAAACCACCAAGGGUUGGCGAGCGCGUGCGCUUCGAUAUUUACAUGGUUAAACGUAACAAGGAAUUUAUAGCUGUCAAUGUGCAGCAAGUAUCGCUGCAACAGCAACAACAACAACAACAGGCGCAGCAACAACAACAACAACAACUUUUAAGCCAGCAAACAGCUGCUCAACAACAACAACAACAACCACAACCAGUUGCCAAUCUAAAUCAGAACGAUCAAGUGUUGAUCUCGAAUGGCAUCGGCACGAAUGCCAGCUCCAUGCAAAAUGGUUAUAUAAUGCACGGCAGCCCUGGCGGCGGCAGCAGCAGCAACAGCAGCGUGGGCAGUAAUGCCACCACUCAGCAGAUUUCAACGCCCCAUAUCGAGGACUUUAAACUGGAGAAUAAUAAUCAUGCGAAUGCUGAGGCCGCUGGCGGGCAGUUGUAUCGUGGUUUUAUAGCCGUCAUCAAGGAGAAUUUUGGCUUCAUCGAGACGCUGUCGCACGAUGAGGAGGUAUUCUUUCACUUUAGCAACUAUCAGGGCAAUCCCAAUUGGCUUGAGCUGGGUCAGGAGGUCGAGUAUACUUUGGCCCCCAAUGGCAACACCUCCGUUUCGGGCAAUUGCUUGCCCGCUGAGAAUGUGCGCACUUUGCCAAAGAACUCAAUACCGCAGCCGGCGGUGCUGGAGACGGUGCACAAUGGCGUUGUGGCGCGUCCGUUGCGCUGCAUCAAUCCGGACCAGCAGGAAUAUGCUGGUCUAAUUGAGAUACUCGAUGAGCAGCGCACCACAAUCAUUUCACAGCAUGAAUUCGGCAUCACCAGCUUGGUGAAUAAGCGCGAUCUGUUGCAGAAGGGCGAUCUGGUUAGUUUUCGCAUCGAUGAGAGCGGCCGGGCGGCCGAGGUGAAUGCGGUGCGGCAAAAGAAACGUGCAACUGUUGACUCCAUCAAGGGUCAAUUUGGUUUUCUCAAUUUCGAGGUCGAAGACGGCAAGAAGCUAUUCUUUCACAUGUCCGAGGUACAGGGCAAUACGGUGGCUCUGCAUCCUGGCGAUACCGUCGAGUUCUCCGUGGUUACCAAUCAGCGCAAUGGCAAAUCUUCGGCUUGCAAUGUUUUAAAAAUAAACGAUCGUCCCGAUCGUCUGAUCUCGCGCCUUAAGCUCAAUGGCGAUGACGGUGUGCCGCGUUUGAUAUUGAUACGCGCACCCAAGGGGCCGCAGGGCAAGGGCUUCUCUAUACUCGCGCGCCAUCCACGCAUUCCAGGCGCCAUUAUGGAGUAAUUCCAAAUCAGAUAUUUGAUGCAAAUUAAAGACAAUGCACACACACACACACACACACAUGCAACCAUAUAUAUCUAUAUAUAUAUUCUUGUACGCUACAACAUAAACAAGGCUUACCAUACACAAGGAUGGCACAGGAACUGCAAAUAUAAAUUAACAACAAUUACGCAACUACAGAACUACAUUGUGAACUUGUCUCUUAACAACCAUAUUAUCAAUGAAUACAAACAAGCAUACAUUUAUUAAGUAUAUUAACUUAGAAGCAAAACACUAUUUGAAACGAUAAUAAUAAUUGAUAGCAAAACAUAUGGCAUACCACAUACAUAUAUAUGUAUAAUUAUGAUGAAUACUAAACGGCAACUCCAAAACAAUUUCUACGUGUCUGAUAUAUAUAUAUAUAUAAAACGAAAAAGAAAAAUAAUAAGAAAAUAUUACAAAAAAAAAAACAACUAAAACUAAACGAAAUUUUACGUAAACUUACGCAUUAAACAUUAAACCAGGGCCCUAAACUCCUAAUUGUAAUCAAAUGCAGUCUGUAUUCUUUUUUUUGUUAUAUUGAAGUUGUGCGCUGCUUAAAACUGAAAUUCAAGUGUCUGAGAGAUGAAACCAAAUUGUGUGUAUACGUAUACUAUUUUUCAACUAGUUUUGCUUUAAUUUAAUUUUAGCAUAUAUAAAAUGAAAUCUAUAACAUAUUAAGAGAUACAUAAAACAAAGUAAACAAUUAUUGUAUAAUGGCAACGAAAUCCUUGCAUAUGUGCAUUACACAAACAAAUAACAAAAUGAAAAACAAACAAACAAAACAAACACUAUAUGCCAUAGAUGCGUAGAUAGUUAUUUCUUUUCUCGACUUAUUAUAUAUGCUCUAUUCUCUAACUCUAUUCUAAUUAUUCUCGCAAACUGUUCUUUCUUAGCUUCUUUGAAGUCUUUACUGUUAAACUGGCAAAUAUAUAUUUAUUACGAUGAUUGUAUACAACAAGUGGAAAAUGAAAGUAUGAAGUAUUUAUAGCAAA
This is a messenger RNA of Drosophila virilis, 4450 nucleotides long. RefSeq names its product cold shock domain-containing Unr (gene Unr). NCBI's taxonomy places the organism in Eukaryota, Metazoa, Arthropoda, Insecta, Diptera, Drosophilidae. The record is from RefSeq and is a predicted model, not a curated record. Gene Ontology annotation, molecular function: nucleic acid binding.